AACAAACCGAUUCUUCAUGUCAGAACAAACUCUUCUCUGUCAACUUCAACGCUUCCUUUAGCUAGCCUAGUUUAGCUUAGCUUAGCUUAGCUCGUUAGCUGCUAACAAAGGAGACGCGGAUGCUAUCAAGACUUUGCGUGUAAAGAAAGUGUCGUGAUCGUGUCGACAUGUGUGAAGGAGCCAUGUGCGAGUACGAGGACCAACUUUCUCCCACAAAAGAGGAGAAAAAGCAACUUCCGGACGCAGUUUUCAAGCCUCUUUUUCAUUUCAACACAGCAGACGUCAGCGAGGAACAUCUUCCUCCUGAGCAGCAGGAGUGGAGCUCCCGGGUGAAGGAGGAGUGUCCGCAGCCCCCCCACAUUAAAGAGGAAGAGGAGGAGUACAGCAUCAGCCUGGAGGGAGGGCAUCCUGACGAGGACCAAGUGAUUCGUGUCAUUGUGAAGAGUGAAGAUGAAGAAGAGGAGGGUGAAAGUGAGGUGGAGAGACCAAGCAGCAGCUCAACACAACACAUGACAACAGAAGGUGAUGGAGACCACUUUGGAGGAUCACAAGCAGCCUUAGCUCCACUGUCAGAUAGUGAGCACACAUCUGCUGACACUGAUGAUGAUGAUGAUGAUGAAGACUGUAAAGCGGAUACGACACGUCGCACCGACAACACACGCUGGAAAUGCUCGGAGUGUAACAAAAGUUUUUAUGACGGCAGCACCCUGAAAAGACACAUGACCUGCCACACCGACAACAUGCACUGGAAAUGCUCCGAGUGCGAGAAAACCUUCAAGCAAAAGAGCAACCUCAAAAGACACAUGAGAUAUCACACGGGGGAGAAACCAUUCAUUUGCCCGGAGUGCGACGAGCGAUUCUACGAGAAGGCCCAUUUGAUCGCGCACACCAGGCGACACAAGGGAGAGAAAGCCUUCCCCUGCCCGGUUUGUGGCAAGCGGUUCUACGAGAAAGCCCGCAUGAUGGUGCACACCAGGACUCACACCGGAGAAAAACCAUACUCCUGUUCAAUUUGCGGUAAACAUUUCUCCGUGAAAGGCAGCUUGUUAAUUCACACCAAAAUACACACCGGAGAAAAGCCUUUUAGCUGCUCCGUGUGCGAUAAAAGCUUCAUUCGGAACGCUGGUCUGGUGGCGCACAUGAGGAGACACACGGGGGAGAAAGUGUUCAGUUGCCGUGUGUGUGAUGGAAGAUUCUCCUACAAAUACCAGCUGGACAAUCACAAGUGUGCUGGUGACAACGGCAGCUGUCAAUCAAGCUUGUUGGGCUGAGCAGUGUUUGCUUCCUGCUUCUCAGACUCUUCCUUUGGUUGUUUUUCAAAUAAAAGCUUCCUUCACUGACUGAAUUCUCUUUGGAAUUCAUUCUACUUCCAAUGAAAAUGCCAACUUAUUACCUAAAAUUAACUUCAGACUUCACUCACUAGAAUUGAAUCAUCAAGAGAAUAAACCUCAACAAUCAACAUCUUGUCAUUUUUUAAGUGCAUA
This is a messenger RNA of Nerophis lumbriciformis (worm pipefish), 1484 nucleotides long. Lineage: Eukaryota; Metazoa; Chordata; Actinopteri; Syngnathiformes; Syngnathidae. The record is from RefSeq and is a predicted model, not a curated record.